AUGCGCAUUAGCAUCGUAGCUGUAGACCCGGACAACACAGCUGGUCCAUGGCGGACUGUACACACUAGAGACGGGAGCAGUGCACACAACCACCCUCCCUCGAGUGAUGUACGUGUUCACGCAGCGCACCAGCAAGCAGCACGGAAGACAACAACAACUUCAGUUUCAACGGGCGACUUAGUGAAGGUACAGACCAUGGCCGGCGUCUUGACGUCUCGCAUCUACGCUACUAUGCUCAUCCAGGAUGAGGCUACGAUGUUGAUCUCCAAGGACAUCGCCAACGCGAAGGCUGCGAUUCGCUCUAAGCUGCUUGCAAACAGAACAAGCAAUAAAGCUCUGUUCAAGAUGCUCGACGAUAAAGGGUUUUACUACUGCUACGAAAUCGAUCCGGAUUCCAACCGCCUCAUCUAUUUGAUUGCAGUUAUAGUAACGGGCUUAAACACCAUUCUCCCGUUUGCCCAGAUUUGGCUUCCUGGGGAAGCGGAACCUGAUUUUACCUGGGCUCUGACAACACUCAAGACCUUCAUGACGGAGCAGAUAUGCUCUAAGAUGAUCUGCUUUUGGCACAUUCGUCACAACGUCGUAGCCCAAGCUCAGAAAAAGAUCGGUAAUGGCAGUACUGUAGCCAACGUAAAUGGAAUGCAGCGGAAGAAAAAAAUUACACUCGAGAUGGACAUUUUCAUGGCAAAGUUUGAUGAGACCGUAGAUUCAACUACAGAGGACGAAUUCGAGGAGAGACGACUAAACAGUGCGAUGGGCAAGUACCUGGAUGCUCAGUGGUGGCCACAUAGAACCAAGUUUGUACGGUGUUGGACGGAUCAGUACAGCCAAUUUGGAUGUAGAGACACAUCGACGGUCGAGGGUAUGCAUGCUACAAUGAAAUUUUGGUUUGACAACUCACAAGGUGAUAUCCUUAACGUCUUUAUGAGCCUCCUUCUAUGGUGGAGUCACGCUGCAUCACGAACCAGUCUAAAAGCGGCCAACGACGAGUCCAAUAUUCCUACUCUAUUUCGCAAGAACGACAGCUACUCAGCCGUCGUGAAGAUUAUCACCACUUAUACCUUGAAGAAGACCGAUAAAAUCUGGGCGAAAGCUCGUGCCAUUGUUGUUCAGAAUCUUGACAGAAGUGUAUGUGACGGUACAUUCCGGCGGGAACAUGGCCGCCCGUGCAUUCACGACCUCAUAACGAUCAUCGAGUCCGAUGGGCCGAACGUGAAGCUAAGGCCUGAACAGUUUGACAGGUAUUGGUGGCUUCCUAGCGCUCGCAGCUGUGAUACUGAAAGCGUUCUAGAACCAGCAUCACGUCGUAGCGGUCGCCGUUUUACCGCCCAGCAAAGGUCUCAUCAAGCCGGCUACGAAGCCUACAGUACACGUCGAGAGCUGUCGGGCUUUGAAAUUAUCGAGCAGAACUUAGCAGCAGAACGGGUGCACGCUGCACACGUGCUAUCGUUUACUGAGCUGCUCCAAAAUGAAGAUACGGUUCCGUAA
Molecule: messenger RNA, 1488 nt
Organism: Phytophthora nicotianae INRA-310
Lineage: Eukaryota; Oomycota; Peronosporomycetes; Peronosporales; Peronosporaceae
Exons: 3
Coding region: 1-1488 (495 amino acids)
Source: RefSeq, a predicted model, not a curated record